AUGUCAUCAUUAUCUGACAAGAAUGUUUAUGAAAUUCAAGACUUAGAAAUGGAUCUUGAAAGAAAUUCAGAGUUUUCCAAUUUACCUAAUGACAAGAAAAUUGACUUAGGUCCCACAUUCUCCAAUGAGCCAGCUUCAUUCAUCGAAAUCACCGAAGAGACAGGUUCAAAGUUUUCAUUCUUCAACAGACUUGCAUCCCAAUUAAAUGCAGAAACAAAAGGUAUUGAACGAAUUACUGAUGAAGAAAAAACAGAUGGUUCCAUCUUAGAUGCUACUUCAAUGUGGUUUUCAGCCAAUAUGGUUAUUUCUGCUUAUACUCUAGGUGGGAUUGGACCAUUAGUUUACGGUUUAAAUUUCGGUACUUGCGUACUCACGAUCAUCUUCUUUAGUAUUCUUGGGUUAUUACCAGUGGCCUUUUUUUCAAUAUUUGGUGCAAAGUUCGGUUUGAGACAAAUGGUUCUGUCACGUUUUCUUAUUGGUAACUCCACAGCUAGAAUUAUUGCCGUAAUCAAUGUGAUUUCUAGUGUGGGAUGGGGUGUUGUUAACUCAGUUGCCUCUUCACAAUUGUUGAAUAUGGUUAAUCAAGGACAUCAUAGCUGCCCUCUCUGGGCUGGAUGUGUGAUUAUCAUAGGAGCAACAAUCCUAGUUACCUUCUUUGGUUAUAGUUAUAUCCAUGCUUACGAAAGAUGGUCAUGGGUUCCCAAUUUUGCGGUCUUCCUUGUUAUUAUUGCUCGUUUGCACAUGUCAGGUAAUUUUUCCGGUGGUGAAUGGACCUCUGGGCCUACCACUGCUGGCAAUGUUCUUUCCUUUGGAUGCGCAAUAUUUGGGUUUGCCACUGGUUGGACUGUUUAUGCUGCAGAUUAUACAGUUUAUAUGCCAAGAGAUACAAAUAAGUUCAAGAUUUUCUUCUCCCUGGUGGGAGGUUUAUCUUUUCCAUUAUUCUUUUGCUUGAUUCUAGGUGCUGCCUCAGCCAUGGGUGCCGUUAACAACCCAACUUGGAACGAUUACUAUCAAAAUAACGGGAUGGGUGGUGUUACUUAUGCUAUUUUGGUCCCAGAUUCCCUACAUGGAUUUGGCGAAUUUUGUUGUGUACUAUUGGCGUUAUCGACAAUUGCUAAUAAUAUUCCAAACAUGUACAGUAUUGGCCUUGCUGUGCAAGCUAUUUGGGAACCGCUAGCCAAAGUUCCCCGAGCCAUUUGGACUUUAGCCGGGAACGCAGCAACAUUGGCUAUUUCCAUACCUGCAUGCUACUACUUUGACGGAUUCAUGGAAGAUUUCAUGAACUCAAUCGGAUAUUAUUUGGCCAUUUAUAGUGCCACUGCAUUGGCUGAACAUUUCAUUUUUAGACGCGGAUUUAAAGGCUAUAAUGUGGAAGAUUGGGAUGAUAAUUCCAAAUUACCGAUGGGCAUUGCUGGUUGUGCUGCAUUAUUUGUUGGUGCAUUUGGUGUUGCACUUGGCAUGAGUCAAACCUACUGGGUCGGUGAAAUUGCACGUCAUAUUGGUGAAUACGGUGGUGAUAUUGGAUUUGAACUGGGUGCCGGUUGGGCUUUUGUUGUUUACGUUAUCUUGAGACCAUUGGAAAUAAAAUACAUUGGCCGCUAA
This is a messenger RNA of Naumovozyma castellii, 1602 nucleotides long. RefSeq names its product cytosine permease. The record is from RefSeq and is a predicted model, not a curated record. NCBI's taxonomy places the organism in Eukaryota, Fungi, Ascomycota, Saccharomycetes, Saccharomycetales, Saccharomycetaceae. Bases 1 to 1602 code for a protein of 533 amino acids. The transcript has a single exon.